Molecule: messenger RNA, 576 nt
Organism: Exserohilum turcica Et28A
Lineage: Eukaryota; Fungi; Ascomycota; Dothideomycetes; Pleosporales; Pleosporaceae
Exons: 2
Coding region: 1-576 (191 amino acids)
Biological process (GO): chromosome segregation
Cellular component (GO): Mis6-Sim4 complex; kinetochore
Source: RefSeq, a predicted model, not a curated record
AUGUCGUCGCAGGAAACAAAGAUCCUCGCCGACUUCCUGCUGACGCCCGCUCCCCUACGCGACUUCAUCACACUGCGCGAAUUCACCGAUAUCUUUCCUCGGGCCCAUCGCGGAAAUCCGGCCGUUCAGGACAUUUACCGGGAGCUCCAAAGGCUGCGCGAAAAGGACAUAGAGCUCGUGCGCCGCGACAUUGCCGACGAGGUCAAGCGCUCGAAACAGUUGAGGCGCGAGUAUGCGCGGGAGCGGCGCCAGGUGGAUGAUGCCACUGUCGCAGGACUAGAUCCUGUUGCGCUUCAAAUGGAACAAGAGCUGACCGGUGAAGGCCGCAAGAAACCCCAUACGCUACAGACCGUCCACUCCGACAUCGAAGAAGCUUGCCAAAGUCUCGAGGCACAGAUUGCCGAAAUAGAGCAGCAGAACAUGGAGGUCUUGCGUGAGGUCCAAGAUGUUAUUGGCGCACUCAGUGAUCUUCGCCAUGGCCGCUUUGCUCCAUCAGCCAGCGGCGAGGCGCUUGGAGACGAAGUCAUGAUAACCCUUCAGCAACUGGAGAACGUAUGCAACAACUCAGCAGGGUGA